CGCACAAGUCGUGGCCAUGGUCGCGGCGCUCAAUAAAGUUGCGCCCUGGAAACCUCGCGAGAAUUGGCCGUGCCGGCUGCCCUUGAGCUAGCUACGGCGCGGAGAGGGCUGCGGAGUGGCAGCCAUGGCCGAGCGGUUCUUCGUAGCCUACGAUGAGAUACCCGACGGCACCCAGUGUCACCGCAAGACCUACAUCACCACUGCCUUCGGCGGCCUUGUCGGUGCCAUAGGCUCUGCUUACAGCGUCGUACACAACCCUGCAGAUUCUCGCCUGGAAGCAGUGGCCAGAAUUGGCCGGUACACCUUCACGGCAGCUGCUGUUGGAGCUAUGUUUGGCCUCGCCACCUGUGUCAGUGCCCAGGUCCGAGAGAAGCCAGACGACCCCCUGAACUACUUCAUUGGAGGCUGCGCAGGAGGCCUGACCUUGGGAGCCCGAGCUCACAACUACGGGACUGCAGCCGCGGGCUGCAUCUGCAUGGGCACUGCGGCCUCCCUGUUCAAGAUCGGCAAGCUGGAAGGCUGGGAGUUCUUUGCCACCCGCAAGGUGUGAGAGGAGCCCCUGUUGCAAAUAAACACUGUGUGUCCCUGUG
Molecule: messenger RNA, 590 nt
Organism: Psammomys obesus (fat sand rat)
Lineage: Eukaryota; Metazoa; Chordata; Mammalia; Rodentia; Muridae
Gene: Ndufa11
Product: NADH:ubiquinone oxidoreductase subunit A11
Exons: 4
Coding region: 125-550 (141 amino acids)
Biological process (GO): mitochondrial respiratory chain complex I assembly
Source: RefSeq, a predicted model, not a curated record